GAAAUGUCAAUGAAAUAAACACGGAUUCCAAGUUUGUUAGUAAUUUGUGGAGGGAGCUACUUUAAUACUUAAUAGUGACCCACAAAACUAAAACCAAGAAAAUACAAUACAUUAUACAGCAUGCGCCCACCGGUUAAUCUCAAAACUACCACUCCCUCUGAUUCUUAUUAUUCUUAUUCUUCGUCUUCUUCUCCACCCAGCGAUCGUAGACUCAACAUUAUCGCAAACCACUUUGUUCACGUUCGCGAUCAAAUGGAUUCUCACGAUAACAUCUCUGUUUCGUCAACUGCAGCUUCUAAUUCCAUCUUCGCUCACCUUGUUCGUGCUCCUGAAGAUCCUAUCCUCGGGGUGACUGUUGCUUAUAACAAAGAUCCAAGUCCAGUUAAGCUCAACUUGGGUGUUGGUGCUUACCGAACUGAGGAAGGAAAACCUCUCGUUUUGAACGUAGUGAGGCGAGUUGAACAACAGCUAUUGAAUGAAGUGUCACGCAACAAGGAAUAUCUUCCAAUUGUUGGGCUCGCUGAUUUUAAUAAAUUGAGUGCUAAGCUUAUUUUUGGUGCUGACAGCCCUGCUAUCCAAGAAAACAGGGUUACCACUGUUCAAGGCUUGUCUGGGACUGGUUCAUUAAGAGUUGGGGGAGAAUUUUUGGCUAAACACUAUCACCAACGGACUAUAUACCUGCCAACACCAACUUGGGGCAAUCACCCUAAGGUUUUCAACUUGGCAGGUUUAUCUGUCAAAACAUAUCGCUACUAUGCUCCAGCAACACGAGGGCUCGACUUUCAAGGACUUCUGGAAGAUCUUGGUUCUGCCCCAUCUGGAUCUAUUGUUUUGCUACAUGCAUGUGCGCAUAACCCUACUGGGGUUGAUCCAACCCUUGAGCAAUGGGAGCAGAUUAGGCAGUUAAUAAGAUCAAAAGCUUUGUUACCUUUCUUUGACAGUGCUUAUCAGGGUUUUGCUAGCGGAAGUCUAGAUGCUGAUGCACAGCCUGUUCGUUUGUUUGCUGCUGAUGGGAGUGAAUUGCUGGUUGCACAAAGUUAUGCAAAGAACAUGGGUCUUUAUGGAGAACGUGUUGGUGCCUUGAGCAUUGUCUGCAAGUCAACUGAUGUUGCAAGCAACGUUGAGAGCCAGCUGAAACUUGUGAUUAGGCCCAUGUACUCAAAUCCUCCCAUUCAUGGAGCAUCCAUUGUGGCUGCCAUUCUCAAGGACCGGGAUUUAUUCAAUGAGUGGACUAUUGAGUUGAAGGCAAUGGCUGAUCGAAUUAUCAAUAUGCGCCAGCAACUUUUUGAUGCUUUACGUGCCAGAGGCACACCUGGUGAUUGGAGUCACAUUAUCAAACAGAUCGGAAUGUUUACUUUCACAGGAUUGAAUUCCGAGCAAGUUUCCUUCAUGACUAAAGAGUAUCAUAUAUACAUGACAUCCGAUGGGAGGAUUAGCAUGGCUGGUUUGAGUUCCAAAACAGUGCCACAUCUCGCGGAUGCAAUACAUGCAGCUGUUACCCGAGCUGCCUAAAUCAUGUCAGUGACUGCAAUUUUCAGUUUGCCCCCAAUUGGAUUGUAAUAAUUAUGUACUUCAAUUAUGAAACCUUUUAUUAUAUAACUGUUUUGCUUACCGGGCUUCUUAGAUGUGGCAU
Molecule: messenger RNA, 1633 nt
Organism: Abrus precatorius (Indian licorice)
Lineage: Eukaryota; Viridiplantae; Streptophyta; Magnoliopsida; Fabales; Fabaceae
Product: aspartate aminotransferase 1
Exons: 12
Coding region: 121-1512 (463 amino acids)
Biological process (GO): amino acid metabolic process; biosynthetic process
Cellular component (GO): mitochondrion
Molecular function (GO): L-aspartate:2-oxoglutarate transaminase activity; pyridoxal phosphate binding
Source: RefSeq, a predicted model, not a curated record